UCACCUCGCAACUUCGUGAUCCGUCUCCGUCGACACAGGGAAUCAAUCAGCAGCAAUGGCGAAGUCAAAGAACAGCUCCCAGCACAACCAGUCGCGCAAGGCGCACCGGAACGGAAUCAAGAAGCCCAAGACUUCCCGUUACCCUUCUCUUAAGGGUACCGACCCCAAGUUCCGACGAAACCAUCGACAUGCUCUUCACGGCAACAUGAAGGCCCUGAAGGAGGCUAAGGAGGGCAAGCGCGAGGUCGUCUAAGCACCCGGCAAAGGAAUAUUGAGGCGUCAAUUUGGAGCAUUCGCAUUGCUCGGUUACGGCAUACACACGAUAGAACCUGCGCAAAUGAACGAUGGAAAAUACCAUACGAUUAGCCCGACCAAAAAAGGUGGUGGAUGCCGAUACGUACGUCUCGGCGAAUGAUGCUGUGACAGUCCCGAGUAAAGCAUGUUGCUUGGUUUCCAGGAACAUGAGGUAGAAUACUGAACACUACUGCCUGAACUCCAA
Fusarium graminearum PH-1 is the source of this 499-nucleotide messenger RNA. RefSeq lists its product as uncharacterized. The transcript has 4 exons. Gene Ontology annotation, cellular component: cytosolic large ribosomal subunit; ribosome. Gene Ontology annotation, biological process: cytoplasmic translation. Gene Ontology annotation, molecular function: structural constituent of ribosome. NCBI's taxonomy places the organism in Eukaryota, Fungi, Ascomycota, Sordariomycetes, Hypocreales, Nectriaceae. The coding region runs from base 56 to 253 and encodes 65 amino acids. The record is from RefSeq and is a predicted model, not a curated record.